Molecule: messenger RNA, 2274 nt
Organism: Saccharomycopsis crataegensis
Lineage: Eukaryota; Fungi; Ascomycota; Saccharomycetes; Ascoideales; Saccharomycopsidaceae
Gene: RAD30
Product: DNA-directed DNA polymerase eta
Exons: 1
Coding region: 1-2274 (757 amino acids)
Biological process (GO): error-prone translesion synthesis; response to radiation
Cellular component (GO): replication fork; site of double-strand break; nucleus
Molecular function (GO): damaged DNA binding; DNA-directed DNA polymerase activity
Source: RefSeq, a predicted model, not a curated record
AUGUCCAUAUAUUCACAGACAAAUGACAGCUUUGUGAGGCCUAAAAUCAUUCUUGAUCCAAAAGUGUCAAGUUUUAGUGUUCAGGAUUUCGAUCAUCUACGGAACCCCAAGAAAUCUUAUAACUCCCCCCUUGCCGUUAUUGCUCAUAUUGAUGUUAAUGCUUUUUUCGCCCAAGUAGAACAAUUGAAGCAUGGAUUUACAAGGGAGGAUCCAGUGAUUUGCGUUCAGUGGUCAAGUAUUAUUGCCGUUUCAUACGCAGCAAGAAAGUACGGAAUUAAUCGAAUGGAUAAUUUGAAAUCUGCAAUCAAGAAGUGUCCCCAUGUCAUUCCUCUUCACACAUCAGUUUUUAGAAAAGGAGAGAAUUUCUGGAGAAAUGUGAAUAGUUGUAAUCCGGCCGAUUUCCCAAGCCCGGCAACUCAUAAAGUUUCAUUGGAUCCAUACCGAAGAGAGUCACGGAAGAUGCAGCGGAUAUUUCACGAGAAUUGCAAAAUCGUAGAAAAGGCUAGUGUGGAUGAAAGUUUCUUUGAUUUAGGAACCGAAGUAUAUGAAAAAGCAAGGGAGUUAUUUCCGCAAUUGAAAGAUAUUGAUAACUGCGAUGACCCUCUUCAGAAACUACCACCGAUACCAAAUGAAUUACCCGAAUGGUGCCAAAGAGUAAGAGGAGUUUUCAUACCUACAACGGAAGAACUUGAAACUCCGUUAUCUCAAAAUAAUGAAGAAGAAGAGGAAGAAGAAGAAGAAGAAGAAGAAGAAGAAGAAAACAAAGACAAGGAGGAAUCUUCCGCGCCGCACAGACGCGGACAGGUAUUGAUAUUUAGAGAUUGGGAUGAUAUUCUUAUCCAUAUUGGCUCGUUAAUAACCUUGGAUUUAAGAAAGAAGAUAGAUGAUGCUUUGGGAUAUACAACUUCAUGUGGUGUGGCAAGAGUUAAAACGUUAGCCAAAUUGGCAUCAGGGUUUAAGAAACCGGAUAACCAGACUAUUAUUAGAAAUGGUUCAAUAGCUGAAUUUCUCAAGAAUUUUAGCAUUGUUGAUUUUUGGGGACUUGGAGGAAAAACUGGUGAUAAUGUCGCAUUUCAACUUAAAGUGCCACAUGAGAAGGAAAAAGUCAUCGAGUAUAUCAGAGACAAAUUUAGUCUUGAAGAUUUAGUGGAGAAGUUGGAUAAAGAUUUGGAAUUAGCCACAAAAGUUUAUAAGAUUGUGCGAGGCGAAUUGCAUGCACCUUUUGCAGAAAAAAGGGAACCAAGUAUGUGUUCUUCAAAACGAUUUCGAGGCGAAUCAGUAAAUAAUAGAGAUGAUUGUGUGGGGUGGAUAAAAGUGUUUGCUGGUGAUUUAUUUCAAAGAAUAAAGGAAACUAAUGAGGAGCAAUUCGGUACCAAUUACUCAAAAGAUCAGAAAGGAUCGUCUAACCCUGCUGGAAUAAAGAUUAGAUGCCCAAGAUCAUUAUCUCUUCAUUAUGUGACUUUAUCAAGCAGGAUAUCUAGGUCUCGUCAAAUGGCAUUUCCGGUAGUUUCAAUUGAAGAUUUAGAGAAAAAUAUAUUUGAACUAGGAGUGAAGUUGUUGGAUGAAAUAUUGAAUCUUGCGAAAUACGAAGACCACGAACUUUUUCCAUUAGGAAUCAUGGAUUUAACAUUGGCAAAACUUGAAGUUGUGAGUGGAUUGGGUUUUAUUGAAAACUUUUUUAAAGCGGAAAAGCCUGCCCAGUCCAACAACGCAAAAAAAGAUAUGGAAAAUGGAGAAAAGAUUGAACGAGUACCAUUUGUUUACGAAUCUAGGAAGAAUCUUGGAAAGGAAGAAACACAGAAGAAUAGUAUUCAUUCGAUGCUAAAGUUGAAAAAUAGCAGCAAAACUAAAAACCACGAAAAAUCGAAAGUAAUUGCAGUGAAAGAUAUCAAAAAGGAUGAUAAAGAUGUAUUACCGGAAUUGGUUACGGAAAGCAACGAGCUUGUACCUGAAGAGUACUUUUGCGAAUCAUGUAAUAUGGUGAUUUUGAACAAAUCCAAUAAUCCACACUUCGUUACAGAGCAUCAAGAUUACCAUUUUGCCAUUAGUUACUCCACAAAAUUGAAUGGUGAAAAUAUGACUCAGAAUAUUUUGACCCAUAAUGAACCGGACCAGAGUAAAGCAAAUUCUCCAAUUAUAUAUGACCUUACGAUAUCGCCUUCAAAUCUGCCGAAGUUGAAGGCGAAUAGUGUAUUAAAAAGAGAAAAACCAUCUAAUAAAAAUAAAAAUAAGAAAGCCAAGUUGGAGAAGGGACAAUCGAUGCUACCUUUUUGA